UCUCAUACAAACGACACGUGGCGGCACGCGUGUCUUGUUACAGACACAAAACGACGCUUUACAACCGAUUAAUUAAUUAACCACAACAGUGACGUGAAGUGAUGAAUUUUUCAACAAGCAAGACUAUUAACGUUGUGAUUGUACAAAGUGAAAGAGAAUUAUAGCAAAACAAAUUAACCAAAUCUAGUCGGAGUGCAAUUUUUUUAAGAAAAACUGGCGACAAAAUGUUUAAUAUGGAAAAUAUUGAUAUAGAUCUAGUCAACAGGCAGUUUUUUUUCGACUCUAGUCCUUACAUAAAUAGUGCCGUUAGUAGCACAAGUAGCACAACAGGAUCCUCCAAUAGUAGUGAUUUAUUUCUUUAUGAUGAGAAUAGCAGUGAUUCCGUUGGUUCCUCGUAUUCCUACAAUAGCGAUCAAGAAAACAGUUCGGGCUCAAAAGAAGGCCGUCUCCAUCGACACAGGCGAAGAAAUAAGUGCCCUCAGCAGCAAAUACAGCAGCGACAGGCAGCAAAUCUACGUGAAAGAAAACGAAUGCAGUCGAUCAACGACGCCUUCGAGGGUCUCAGGGCUCACAUUCCCACCCUCCCCUACGAAAAGCGCCUUUCCAAAGUAGACACUUUAAAACUAGCGAUAGGAUACAUAAACUUUUUAAGUGAACUAGUCAGGACUGACAGGAACUCCAACACGGACUGCUACAACGGUCACAACCGGAACACUCAGAAGGACGAGCCGAAAAAGGUCAUCGUUAGAGGAGCUGGUGGACUGUACACAGCACAUUCCUUAUCCUGGUCCAGGACGAAAGAGCCCAACUCCAACGGGAUUAUGCAUGCGAAGGUGUGGAUACCUGAAGAUCCAAGAACGAAUAAAGACGGCAGUAGUUCUUCAUUCAAUUUGUCCGACUAAACUUCCUUUUAUAUGAAUUUUUGUUACUUUUCGUUUCUUGUUACUGUUAUUCCUAUUUUUUAUAUAACUAUACCUAGUCCAAACUAGUCAUAGAUUAAUAAUACUCAACUAAGCAGAGAUUUUGUAAAUUAUU
Zophobas morio is the source of this 1035-nucleotide messenger RNA. RefSeq names its product pancreas transcription factor 1 subunit alpha-like (gene Fer1). The transcript is spliced from 3 exons. Gene Ontology annotation, biological process: developmental process; regulation of transcription by RNA polymerase II. Gene Ontology annotation, molecular function: RNA polymerase II transcription regulatory region sequence-specific DNA binding; DNA-binding transcription factor activity, RNA polymerase II-specific; protein dimerization activity. Bases 225 to 902 code for a protein of 225 amino acids. NCBI's taxonomy places the organism in Eukaryota, Metazoa, Arthropoda, Insecta, Coleoptera, Tenebrionidae. The record is from RefSeq and is a predicted model, not a curated record.